This is a messenger RNA of Exophiala viscosa, 1806 nucleotides long. RefSeq names its product arginine-tRNA-protein transferase. Gene Ontology annotation, biological process: protein arginylation. The coding region runs from base 173 to 1570 and encodes 465 amino acids. The record is from RefSeq and is a predicted model, not a curated record. Lineage: Eukaryota; Fungi; Ascomycota; Eurotiomycetes; Chaetothyriales; Herpotrichiellaceae. Gene Ontology annotation, molecular function: arginyl-tRNA--protein transferase activity. The transcript is spliced from 11 exons. Gene Ontology annotation, cellular component: cytoplasm.
CUUCACGUUUAUACUGGUCUAAAUGAUACCUCCCCGCCUGCUGCCGACGUCCGUUUCUCCCACCAUCCCUCACCGUCUGUGCCGCCGCCGGGUGUGGGAUUUGCGGAUGAUCCCUUGCAGCCUUGCUUCCGUAUGAGCCGCGUCGCAUCUCAGGAUCGCUUCAACUGCUGUCAUGACGAACGAGAUCUCUCUGUUGAAGCCUCUAGGCUACCAAAGAAAGAACUCAUGUGGAUAUUGCAAGAGUGCCACAGGCAGCUCAUCAUUUUAUAUAUCAUGCGACAAUAUGAGAGUUGAUCAUUAUCAGGAAUUGAUGGACAGGGGUUGGAGGAGAUCAGGCACACUCUAUUACAAACCUGACCUGCCUCGAUCAUGUUGUCCACACUAUACAAUUCGCGUCAGAAUUCAGGUCGAAGAAAGACCAACGUCAGCCCCUGAAUCGAUGGAACGAUUUCGUACUAGGACCGGAAUAUCGGCGACAAGCUGCCAUACUGUGUCCUCGAAGGAAAAGCGACGGACGCGAGACAAGUUCGAACUAUUGACUGCUGUUCACAAAGCUGAAUACGACCAUGUGAAACGUCCUGUCAGCAAGCGGACCGGACAGCCUAUUGAACCGGCCCAUAGGUUCGAGGUCAGCCUUGAAGGGGAUGGCUUUAGCAAAGAGAAGUAUGGGGUCUUCAUCAAGUAUCAGGUAGAGAUACACAAAGAUCCCAUCUCGCGAUGGGGUGAAAAAGCCUUCAAGCGCUUCCUCUGCAGUGGACUGGACCGCAAGAUACUCAAGAUUGACGGGAAAACCCUCAAGUUGGGGUCUUACCAUCAAUGUUAUCGCCUGGACGGAAAACUUGUUGCGGUCGCAGUCCUGGACUUACUCCCACACGCAGUGAGCUCGGUGUACUUGUUCCAUGACCCCGAAUAUCAGCAAUGGGAUUUCGGAAAGAUGAGUGCACUUCGCGAAAUAGCGCUGGCUCUAGAAGCGAAGUAUGAGUACUACUACAUGGGUUAUUAUAUUCAUUCCUGCAUCAAGAUGCGUUACAAAGGUACCUUUUCGCCAAGCUAUCUGCUUGAUCCUGAGAGUCUGGAGUGGUGUCUGUUCGAUGAAAACUACCGACAUGAGCUCGACAAGAGAACAUAUGUAUCACUUUCGCACGACCGCAUAUAUGGACCACCAGGUGAACAUAUCAAGGAGCAUUCAGACCAAGCUUCAGCGUUGCCAGCUGCGAAUGCCAAUGCAAGAGAUGCUCCAGAGACCACGAAAGAAAGAUCCGACACCUACGACGACGACCAGGACCUUGAGUUCGACGAUGCGCCUAGCGACGAAGAAGACGCCGAGAUACCUGAAGGGUCAUUAUUUGAUUAUGAUAUUCCUGGUGUACUUACCAAAGAGGAGGUGAAAGGCCUUGAUUUAGACCACUGGCGACUGCUGGUACGGAAUGCUUUGGUCGAACUGGAGGAUCUACGAGGUUGGGAAGAUUGGAAAAUAGAUGAUCCCGGGUCCAUCAAAGGUAUUGCUGCUGAAAUGAUCGCCGCGACUGGCCCCGAAUUACUCCAGAAUUCUGCCCUUGUACUGUUCUGAGCUCAUCUUAAGCACGCACCUGUUGCGGCCCACCCAGCGGGAAGAUGUCAGACCGAAUCGUUGAGCGGUAAACCAACUUGGACUGUGUCAGCAGAAGACGCUGAAGCUUCAGAGUAUCAACAUCACCAGGGGCAGAUCUAACCCUUUAAGUUGACCUAAGUCGAGAACAUUUGUUCGUAUGGAGCGCAGCACAGUCAUUCGCUGUUCUGGACAUUCGUGAAUACGCAGUUCUCGGC